Molecule: messenger RNA, 1350 nt
Organism: Canariomyces notabilis
Lineage: Eukaryota; Fungi; Ascomycota; Sordariomycetes; Sordariales; Chaetomiaceae
Exons: 1
Coding region: 300-1256 (318 amino acids)
Source: RefSeq, a predicted model, not a curated record
CUACGCGGUUUCAGCCGAAGGCACAGGUCUCUAGUACUGUACAUCGGAACAUAAGGGGGCCUGUGCUUAUCAUUCUCAAGCAUGUAUGUACCUUCACGAUCGAAGCCUUAUGUUGCGGCAUGCGGCAAAUAUGGGCUGUCACACAAAGUAUCAUCCCACAUCAGGCCACCAGGAAUCAACUUAACCGCCUAUGAAGUUGCUCAUCGCCGCUUCGCACAUGCAAACUUGGAUCUGAUUUUCGCCACCGCAACUUCGUGGACGUCAACUUGAACAAACAAAAACAUACAACUCAGAACAGAAUGACAAGCCCAAGCUCCAAGACUACAUAUUUCCUGACCCCUGGCUGGGACUGUCCCCUGAAUUCCAUCCCGCUCGGCAGCGUCAUCACCAACCCAGCUGAACCCAAUCUCACCCUCUUUCGACCGUCCCCAGACGAUCUUGAUACCCCCAUCCAAGUCAAGGAAAUACCCCUGUUCUCCAGCACGGUUGGCAAUAACAACAACAACCUCGGGGACACGGGAACUCUCACCAACGGCGUUAGACCGGGCCAAGGGCUCUUCUACACCUUCCUCACCCUGUCCGGACUCGGGAUCGAAGACGAUAGCCUCACUUUCCACAUCGACCGGAGACUCGGCAGAAACCUGCUGGCUUACUCUUUCAGGGGGCUGCGCGUCUCAUGGUUCGAGCCCUCGGACGCGCUAAAGCGCAAGGCGGUACACACAGCUCUCCAGGAGGGUGCGAGUGCCUCCCCGGAACCGGUGUGCUGCUUGUACAUGGUCACAGGCAUCCGCACGAUUAGCGGCGCGGGCGUGACAGUGCCGUCUGCGAGGCGGCGCGGUUGCCGUGUUGAACUUGCUGUGGAGCUCGAGCCUGAUAUUGAUCCUGAUUGCCAGUCUGAUGGACGGCUUAGCCUUGGCGAAGGGGGAGGGGAAGGGGAAAGGGAAGGGUUGCCGGUGGUGUUUGCCUUUGAGCUGCGAGAGCUGAGAGUAUCCCCUCAAGGCGAGGUGACGUUGGGUGACGUUUUCCGCGACAAUUGUGAAUGUGAAGGCUCGCGUAAAGAGUCGUCGAUUGCUGAGUUGCAAGCCGGGUUGGAUCGUGAUUUUGGUGAAGGUGUGUUUGUGGCCAUUGAGGGCUUUGAUGAGCAGGAUGGCAAGCCGUGUAGGAUUGUGGCGCCCAGUCCGGCCUGCGUCGACUUGCUCACUGCUGGGUCAGCGAGGAUAGAUCGGCAUUCCGUGAUGCACACUACAGCGCUCUAGGGCAUAUGCUUGAUACAGUUGUAGGAAGAUACCUUAUUCUGUACCAGCUCGCAAACCGACUAUCUACCAGUCCUGUAGCUUGAGCAGCUCCUCU